Messenger RNA from Gossypium raimondii (Peruvian cotton), 1239 nucleotides. RefSeq names its product protein RGF1 INDUCIBLE TRANSCRIPTION FACTOR 1. The coding region runs from base 174 to 836 and encodes 220 amino acids. Lineage: Eukaryota; Viridiplantae; Streptophyta; Magnoliopsida; Malvales; Malvaceae. The transcript has 4 exons. The record is from RefSeq and is a predicted model, not a curated record.
UUUUCUCUCUCUCUCUGCUACGCCGCCUUUGCUUCCCUUUCUCUAAAUAAAAAAUCCCAAACUGACCAACAAAAACAGAGCAUAUAGUUUUUUCUUUCAAUUAAGAGUUCAAGCUGGCGAUCGAAAAUCGAGAAUCCAUUGUCCGUGAAAUCAAGCCCAAGAACAGAAGAAUCAUGGGUGCUGGUGGGCCUGAUGAAGAAGACAACAGGUGGCCGCCAUGGUUAAAACCUUUGUUAAGGGAACAUUUCUUUGUUCAAUGCAAGCUUCAUGUUGAUUCUCACAAGAGUGAAUGCAAUAUGUACUGCUUAGAUUGUAUGAAUGGCGCUCUCUGCUCUUUUUGCUUAGCUUGUCACAAGGACCAUCGCUAUAUUCAGAUAAGAAGGUCUUCAUACCAUGAUGUGAUAAGGGUGUCUGAGAUUCAAAAAUACCUAGACAUAUCUGGAGUUCAAACAUAUGUUAUCAACAGUGCUAAGGUUGUUUUCAUCAAUGAAAGGCCACAGCCAAGGCCUGGAAAGGGUGUCAUCAACACCUGUGAAGUCUGUGAGCGUAGCCUUGUCGACAACUUCAGAUUUUGCUCUCUCGGUUGCAAGGUAGUUGGCACUUCAAAGGAUUUCCAGAAGAAGAAGAGGCAAAUGGGAAUGGCAUCCGAUUCAGAGGAUUCAUACAGCAGCAGCAGCAGCCAUCGAAAUUAUCUCAAGAACAGCAACAACAACAACAAAGUCCAAAGCUUUAGCCCAUCAACACCCCCACCAACAUCGGUUAAUUACCGAACUGCUAAACGAAGAAAGGGGAUUCCACAUAGAGCCCCAAUGGCAGGUCUAAUCAUAGAAUAUUAAGCCAUACUAUUUAACUAUUAUUGCCCCACAUAUACAAAGGUAAUUAUCUUGUAUAUAGAAGCAGCAAUGGUGAACAAAAAGGGGAUAAACAAGUGGUAUAAUAUGCUCCAAAUCUCAAGGACUUGAAUGGUAUUAUAAAACUUUUUUUUUUGUUUUGGUCUUUUUUAUUAGUUUAGGGCUUAGGGUUUCAUUUUUAGGGUGGGUUUAUACAUAUAAGUUUCUCUUCCUUGUUUUUUUUUGAACAAAUAGUAAUGGGGGAUGAAAAAUGUAAAUAGGGUUUUCUUUUCUUCUUUUCUUAUGGUUUUAGAGAAAAAAGGUAGUGAAAAAUAAAGAAAUAGAAGCCAUGUGUUGUAAUGUUUAUAAAUGGAAUGAAAAUGAAGAAGAUUUAACUUCGUUUGUUGUA